Penicillium alfredii is the source of this 579-nucleotide messenger RNA. RefSeq lists its product as uncharacterized. NCBI's taxonomy places the organism in Eukaryota, Fungi, Ascomycota, Eurotiomycetes, Eurotiales, Aspergillaceae. Bases 1 to 579 code for a protein of 192 amino acids. The transcript has a single exon. The record is from RefSeq and is a predicted model, not a curated record. Gene Ontology annotation, biological process: protein transport.
AUGGCGAACCCCCAGACAACAGAUUUCAGCGAGGCCAUUGGUGACGCCGCCACCGACUUUUUCUUCCAGCUCUGGAGCUUUGUCGAAAUUACCUUCCGCCGCUUCUUCGGAAACCUCUACACCUCCUUCGUGGACGUCAGCGCACGCCGCUGGACCAAGGUCGCUGUCGUCGUCCUCGUCUACGUGGUAUUGCGGCCGUACCUCGAAAAGUUCUUCAAGUGGCUGCACGACCGCGACCGCCGCAAGGAAAAAGAAAAGAAGGAGGCGGAUAAGGCCGCCCGCACCGGCGCCGGCACGAAGAAGCCCAAGAUGUCGGCGAAUGCGCUGCGCGGCGGGUCCGGAUCCGGCGGCAAGGUGCUGGGCGAGGUUGACAACACCGAUGACGAGCUGGAGGACGAGGACGAGGAUAACCUGGCCAAGGCGAGCGGUGUCCCCGAGUGGAAUAAUAUGGCGCGCAAGCGGCAGAAGAAGUACCUCAAGAAUUUGCAGAAGGAGGCGGGCAAGCGCGCGGAUGAUUUGUCUGAGGAGCAGAUUAUGGAGUUGUUGGACUGGAGUGAGUCUGAGGGCGAGAAGAAAUAG